This is a messenger RNA of Porites evermanni, 984 nucleotides long. Lineage: Eukaryota; Metazoa; Cnidaria; Anthozoa; Scleractinia; Poritidae. The record is from the annotation of a GenBank genome assembly.
AUGUCCGCCUUAAAGAAAACCCUCGUCGAGGACUUGGAACGCUUGCCAUUGAUAUUUGAAAAGCCAUGGUUUGCGAACUCCUGGAAACAAUACGACGUGUUUUUAAAUAAAUACGGUUCCCAUGUUAUAACUUCUUUCAAACGAGGGGCACGUAUGUUCCAGACCAUAUUCGCAGCGAGUUCUACUUCGUACAGUCAGAGGAAUUUCGAAGUGAGAAGUUGUGUCAAACUGGCCGGUCCCACGAACGUUGCAAAGGUCGGCGUCGACAUAUGUGCAAAUGUCACCAAGAGCGAAAUAGCAAAUGUGACCAAGAUGAACACUGAAGAUAAACUCGUCAUUAGAGGAGGGUCCAAGAAAACUCGAAACGCUCUGAGAACAAAGAGGACAGAAAAACUGAUGGAGGAAUUUUUGAACGAAGCCAACGAAACCGAAGCGUCUGUUGGGCAUACCUUUAGGUCUCUGUGGGACAUUCUGCAAAGUCGUUUCCAGACCGGUUCAGACAACUAUAUCAGAGCAGUAAACUUACAGUACUACUACCUCGGCUACCUGAAUUACGGCUGUCGUUUCAAAGAAAGUGGAGACGUUUCGUUACAGAAAUUUGACUACACCAGAGGCUCCUCGAAGCAGGCUCCAGAGUUCGAGUGCACCCUGGCUGCAGCGGGCUGUCGCAGCGACGACGACUGUCAUGUUAAGCUUGGUUGGUGUUCCUGCAAAGGAAAGUCUUGUAUUCAAUACAAACUCGAGAACCAAGGCACUGCAGAAAAGAAAACCAAUGCAUACGUAAAUACUGAUGAAGACUUGGAGUGGCAUGGCUGUGACUGGAAAGUUCCUGGGUUAUCCUGCAGCUGUUAUAACGACAAUGUCGGGUCGAGGAAAGAGGUUUGGAGGAUGCCCAGCAGAGAUGAUGUUCAUAAAAGCGGUGCUCAGCGGAAGGUUGCCACUCCACUACAAAGCAAGAAGCAGACGAAACGAAAACCAGGAUGA